AUGGCCACACCGAGCAACUCGCACAACACCGACGAUGGCGGCCCGGAGGCUGCUCUAGAUUUCCAAAAAUUAUCAAAAGAUGAACGUCGACGCGCGAGGAAACGCGCCACAGACCGCAAUUGCCAGCGCCAACACCGCCAGCGUCAGCGGGCUUAUGUUCGCCAGCUCGAAGAAACGAUCCAAACCUUCAAAACCAGCUUUGCCCAGUCCAGCAAUAGCGAGGUCGCUGCCUUGCUCAAGGAGCAGGAGAGGCUCCUGGCCAGAUGCCAGAAACUCGAGGCUACCCUCCUGCGCAUCAGUGGCCUCGCUAACUCGGCCAGGGGCGUGGAGACAUGCCCCCCCGAGCCCGCCCCGGAAGCGCCAUGUCUUGAGAAAGCUUUAGAUCCUCGUGUGGCCGCCGCGAUUCAGAUGAAUAAACCAAUGGAAGAAACUUCCGCCUCGUCCGGAUGCUCACAGACAUUGUGCGAUCCCGCCUUUCCUUCCGUGGACCUCGAUAAUGAUCGACCUACGCCUUCUGCGGAGACGUUACGAAUGCCCGGUUCCAUUUUGCCCCCAAGUUUGGACUACUUUGACCUCUCAGAUUGUUUUCUAGAGUUACCCAAGGACCACCCGCCCGAUAUUCACCUUCAGACUCAAACCAGCGGGACAUCUGCUCAUAUUGACCUGCUUACAGAAGUCACUAGCGACGGGGGCAAUUUCGGAGAAAACAACUGUGAUGACAGCCUAGAGUCCGGCGCAAGCGGCAUUCUAGACGGAAGCGCCAUGAGCCUCGACGUGCUGCCAACGUCCCUUCUUAGUUUCGACACACCGAUGAACGAAAUGGUGACGAUGCGGGAUAACCUCAGCUCAUGGGCUAAUUCAUCUACGCCUCCGGGCUUCUUACGAGUGUCCAACGACUUGGUGGUAUGUCCUCGGAACUCGAUCGGCCUUCCUCCGGAUUCCCGAGUUCAUGCGACCUACAGACUUAGAAACACGUAUCCCGCAUCGACCAUGCAUUGGGAUGCUCGUGUGGCCGGACAUUCGUCGCACAUUGAUUCGAGAUUCGAAUAG
Messenger RNA from Scedosporium apiospermum, 1050 nucleotides. RefSeq lists its product as uncharacterized. The transcript has 3 exons. Bases 1 to 1050 code for a protein of 349 amino acids. NCBI's taxonomy places the organism in Eukaryota, Fungi, Ascomycota, Sordariomycetes, Microascales, Microascaceae. The record is from RefSeq and is a predicted model, not a curated record.